Molecule: messenger RNA, 2012 nt
Organism: Carya illinoinensis
Lineage: Eukaryota; Viridiplantae; Streptophyta; Magnoliopsida; Fagales; Juglandaceae
Product: receptor-like cytosolic serine/threonine-protein kinase RBK1
Exons: 8
Coding region: 277-1710 (477 amino acids)
Biological process (GO): protein phosphorylation
Molecular function (GO): protein kinase activity; ATP binding
Source: RefSeq, a predicted model, not a curated record
CACGUACACCUAUAUUAUUCCAGGCGUCUCCGAACUGGUUAUCGCCUCCUCUAAAACCUUUGAAGAAUAACCAACUCCCAAAGGUAUACCAUUUCCAACGAACCUUUGUCUCCCCCGUAUUCCCUCUUCCUCUCUUCCUCUACCUGCAUCGAUUGUCUUUCCCCUCUCUGCGGCUUAUCAAAUGUAGAAAAGUAUUGUUCUUUGUAGUUUGUUUGCUCUCUUUUGUUUUCCUUCUUGCCCGGGGUUUCGAUACAAAAGAUACCUGAUACCUUAACCAUGUCUGUUGAAGAGAGCAGAGGAGAAACAGAGGAAAACCCAGAAAUAGAAACACUAGAACCACAUGUGAGUAUCAAGGAGCUGGAAAUUUCCGGCAACGACGAUGAAGACGACGAGGAGUCCCCAAGAGGUGUGCUGGAAAUCCCAGUUGUGGGUCCUGCGGACUCGGAAAACACAGGGAGCAGCAGUAGCUUCAGCUCGUGCAUCUCUCCCACGCAGAAACCCGCGGCGCCGCCUCAGCUCCGAGAGAGCCGCGGUGGGUCGCAGUGGAAGUUUUUUUUCGAGGCCUUGAAGAGGAAAUCUCUGAGGCGGUUUUCUACCAUUUCGUUGCUGCCUACGAGCCACGAUGCUUCGAGGAAGAAUCUCAGCCGGAAGUUAGCUCGGAUUCGGAGCGCCGAGGAUCGGAUUGACUACGAUGGGACGCACAGAACAAAGCCGUCUUGGAGGAGCUUUGAUUAUGCCGAGCUUGCCGCCGCUACUGAUAAUUUCAGUUCCGAGAACUUGAUUGGGAAAGGCGGGCAUGCUGAGGUGUACAAAGGAUGCUUAUCUGAUGGUCAAGUUGUAGCAGUUAAAAGGCUGACAAAGAAAAAGAAGGAAGAUGAGGAUAGGAUUUGUGAUUUCUUGUCAGAGGUUGGGAUUAUUGCACAUAUAAACCAUCCCAAUGCUGCCCGAUUGCUUGGUUUUGGAACAGAUGGUGGACUGCACCUUGUCCUUCAAUUCUCUCCGCAUGGCAGCCUUGCAUCUGUGUUAUUUGGUUCAUCUGAGUGUCUGGAGUGGAAGAUAAGGUUUAAGGUGGCUAUAGGGGUAGCCAAAGGAUUGGAUUAUCUCCAUCAUAACUGCCACAGGCGCAUUAUCCACAGAGACAUCAAAGCCUCUAAUGUAUUACUCACUCAAGAUUACGAUGCUCAGAUUUCUGAUUUUGGACUUGCAAAGUGGCUGCCAGAAAAAUGGGCUCACCAUGUUGUUUUCCCUAUUGAGGGCACAUUCGGGUAUUUGGCUCCAGAGUAUUUUAUGCAUGGUGUUGUUGAUGAGAAAACUGAUGUAUUUGCAUUUGGGGUUCUGUUACUGGAGCUCAUUACCGGUCGGCGUGCUGUUGAUUCAUGUCGACAAAGCCUUGUCAUCUGGGCAAAGCCGCUGCUGGACACAAAUAAUGUCAAGGAAUUAUCAGAUCCUCAAUUAGGAGAUGCUUAUGAUCCUAAUGAGAUGAAACGCGCCAUGUACACUGCUUCAGUGUGCAUCCACCACUUACCCUCGAUGCGUCCACAGAUGAAUCGAGUUGUGCAGCUACUGAAGGCCAAGGAUGGAGCUCUUGAACCAAGACCAAUUUCUGUAGCUGCAAAAUCACCCCUUUUUAAUGGUUGUGACCUGGAAGGUUAUACUUCCACCAAUUAUCUCAACGACCUCAAUCGUCACAGGCAACUAGUGAUGGAGUAAUUCCUCAACUUCUGUUCUGCAGCGUUCCUUAUUGUUACUUGUCCCUGUCAAAGUUAAAAAGAAAAUGAUAAGGCCCUGCAAAUUUUUAAGUUGAGAUCGGACCAUUUGGUGGUCUCACUUGGUAGUUAUUUCUCCAAGUCUCUCAGCAUCAUAGCUUUGUUGUAAAGAGAAUCAGAAUAUAUUCAAUUUCCAGAAUCAUAGGAAAAUACUCGCCAAAAAGAAAGCGAAAAAAAUUUGUGUACAUGCCAUUGUGUUUGUUCUGCAUUUUGCAAAUUGAAAAUCCCAUAUAUUUAAGUUUCAAA